CACAAACUAUAUUGUUUAUUUUGGGAAUUUCUUCUCUGCCUCAAAUAUCUCCAUUUUUAUUUCUGAUCUUACUUAUUGUAGAUUACUUACUGUAAUCUUUUGUAGAUGCCAAGUCUUGGACUAUUAGCAUUUAACAAAGUUGCUCUGCUUAACAAAUAGCUAUCUCUUCAUUAUUAGUGUCCAUUGCUCUGUUUCACAAACUAGGAAAGCCAUCCCAGCUCCAGUAGACUGGCUGGAACCUCGGUUUCCAACUGGAUCAUAUCUUCCCUGGGCUUCCUCCAGCCCUCUGUGUAGUGCGCUGUGCCAUUAUUGUGGGUGACAUUCUCACAUUAAAGUAAUGUGUUAGCAUUGCUAGUGUCUUAGCAGCCGUCAAAUGGCUGGACCCACCCCUGUCUUCCAACACGUCCUCUGGACCGCGAUAAAUCAGACCACGUCGGCCUCUUGUAGCAUAUUGUGGCAGGAAUUAAGCUACUGUUAAGAUGAGCGGUAGAGGAAAGGGUGGAAAGGGUCUCGGGAAAGGAGGCGCUAAGCGUCACCGUAAAGUUCUCCGUGAUAACAUCCAGGGUAUCACUAAACCUGCCAUCCGCCGUCUGGCUCGCCGCGGGGGAGUCAAGCGCAUCUCCGGUCUCAUCUACGAGGAGACCCGCGGUGUGUUGAAGGUCUUUCUGGAAAACGUUAUUCGGGACGCCGUCACUUAUACCGAGCACGCCAAGAGAAAAACUGUCACCGCCAUGGACGUGGUGUACGCUCUCAAGAGACAGGGCCGCACCUUGUAUGGGUUCGGAGGUUAAACUGCGUACGCAAACGCCAAACUUAAGGCCCUUUUCAGGGCCAA
Molecule: messenger RNA, 835 nt
Organism: Girardinichthys multiradiatus
Lineage: Eukaryota; Metazoa; Chordata; Actinopteri; Cyprinodontiformes; Goodeidae
Product: histone H4
Exons: 1
Coding region: 480-791 (103 amino acids)
Biological process (GO): nucleosome assembly
Cellular component (GO): nucleosome
Molecular function (GO): protein heterodimerization activity; structural constituent of chromatin; DNA binding
Source: RefSeq, a predicted model, not a curated record